GAAACAUCAAUAUAUGUUAAAGAUACAAAUGAUACAGAACAACAGUAGAAUAGCUAUUUUGCAGUUCCAUCACACUCGAUCACACUCAUCCAUCUUCACACUAGCUGUGCUGCCUGACCAGUAGAAAUGUCUAACUUUUACUUUGUAUGUUUUUUUGCAAUCUCAAUUGGGAUCUCACAAAGUAGUUAAAAGCAACUUUUAGUGUUAUAGUACGUACAUUUUUUUGUAAAAAUAAAGAUUUUCUUCUUAUCAUGCAUUAGAACACUGAAGUAGAAAAACAUGGUAUGAAAACUCAACUGCCGACUUGCCUUUCCCAACCCACUGACUUUCACUCUCACAGAAGUGCAAACAGAAGCUGUCAGACUCAUGCGCACAGACUUCUAGGUACUUUUCCAACAAUUCGACAGCCCCUCCCCUUUCCUUUUCAGUGCCUCUCCCUGAUGACCAAUGUUUGUAAACCCCAGGCACGUGCGUUUCUGUUGCUAUAAAGGCAGGCAGAUAAAAGUUCAGUCAAACAGAAACAGACAGUUUAACAGAUUACCAGAAGAGUCUAUGGGUCUGACCAGAUCUCAUCGACUACAAUACAUGUGCACAUACAGAAUCCAAAGAAAUGACAGACAACAUGCAUGUAUGGGCCAGGCACUCCCGUCCCUGUGCACUGACCUGCCUGGGUCCUCUGACCUUCCACCCUGGGGCCGUGGGCAAGAAGGUCACCCUCAGCCAUGGGAACUGCAGGGCCUCGAGGGACUUGGAGACCUUCCAUGAUGGCCUAGUGUUCAGCAGUCGCCCGGUGAACCCUAAGGAGAAGGUGCAGAUCAAGGUGGAGCGCAGCCUUUCAGCCUGGCAGGGCGCAGUGCGGGUGGGCUUCACCAACGUGUGCCCAACCACCCGCCCUCUCCCACCCCUGGCCAUACCCGACCUCACAGACAGACCCGGGUACUGCGCUCGGCCGGUUCCUCAUAGUUACUGCCCGCCUGGCACCACGAUCACCUUCUGGAUGACCCGUAAGGGACACAUGGGUUACAAGACAUCCACUGGAAGGCGUGAAUAUACGCACACUGAUUUGGAUUUCACUCUUCCCCUUUGGGCCUUUAUUGAUGUCUACGGGCAGUCGACCACAGUGCUCUUACUCGGUUCUGUAAGGAGGACUUGUAUGGGUAUGGUUAUGAGAAAAUCCUGCCCUGUUCCUCACAGCUUAUUUCAAUGUGGCUAUGAAGACACCCCAGCUCUGUUAAAGAGAAAGAUAGAGAUGGCUCAAAAGAAGAGCAAACCGUCUCAAGAGGACCAAAGCAACAAUGACAACCAUUGGAGAACAGAAUCCAGGUCAGAGGACUUGUGCUCGGUGUGCCAGGAUCGUGAAGCUAGUUUGGCCCUCCGCUGCGGACAUCGCUGCCUGUGUCUCCCCUGUGCCAACAGGGUGUUUGCAGAGUUCGGGACGUGUCCUCUGUGUCGGCAGAGUGUCUAGAAGAGUUUGGGACGUGUCUUCUGUGUCGACAGAGUGUCUAGAAGAGUUCGGGACGUGUCCUCUGUGUCGACAGAGUGUCUAGAUAAGUUUGGGACGUGUUCUCUGUGUCGGCAGAGUGUCUAGAAGAG
Clupea harengus (Atlantic herring) is the source of this 1593-nucleotide messenger RNA. RefSeq names its product E3 ubiquitin-protein ligase NEURL3-like. Gene Ontology annotation, molecular function: ubiquitin protein ligase activity. The record is from RefSeq and is a predicted model, not a curated record. NCBI's taxonomy places the organism in Eukaryota, Metazoa, Chordata, Actinopteri, Clupeiformes, Clupeidae.